Molecule: messenger RNA, 2358 nt
Organism: Hydractinia symbiolongicarpus
Lineage: Eukaryota; Metazoa; Cnidaria; Hydrozoa; Anthoathecata; Hydractiniidae
Product: pyruvate kinase PKM-like
Exons: 8
Coding region: 94-1728 (544 amino acids)
Biological process (GO): glycolytic process
Cellular component (GO): cytoplasm
Molecular function (GO): potassium ion binding; pyruvate kinase activity; magnesium ion binding
Source: RefSeq, a predicted model, not a curated record
AAUAUCCAAUGUAACAUACAUAACUAAAAGAAAUAAUAUAUUUAUAUAUUUGUAUUUAUUUAUUUAUAAACAAAAUAGAAACAUUUUUAAAUUAUGUCUGGGUCAAGUGCAAGACAUGAAUAUCGUAGAGAUUUAACCAGGCAUGACAGUUUGGUCACCUUCCCUGAUGCGUCAACGUGGCGUGAAUAUCUAUGUUAUCUUGAUAUCGAUGACUCUCCACCUGUUGUGAGGGGAACUGGUAUUAUCUGUACCAUUGGUCCAGCAUGUCAAUCUGUAGAAAAUAUAAAGGAUUUGAUAGCAAGCGGCAUGAAUAUUGCUAGAAUGAAUUUUUCACACGGGACAUAUGAGUAUCAUCAAGACACAAUUGAUAAUGUGCGUGCAGCUGCUGCAGCCUCCUUUCCUCAUCCUGUUGGUCUCGCAUUGGACACAAAAGGCCCAGAAAUUAGAACUGGCAAUAUGAAAGAUGGUGGCACUGCAUCUUACAAGAAAGGGCAAGAGCUAAAAGUAACAUGUGACCCAGCUUUAAAAGAAGAAUGUGGUGUCGACCUGCAGUAUUUGGAAUAUCCUAGUUUAACAAAGUCAUUACAUAAAGGAAGUAAAAUAUUCAUUGCUGACGGCUUGUUAGCCCUUGAAAUGGUUAAACUAAUAGACUCUAAGACAAUCAUGACGCGGGUUCUAAAUGAUGCGACAAUUGGAAGUCGAAAAAAUUGUAAUCUUCCUGGAGCUAUCAUUGACCUGCCUGCUGUUUCUGAAAAAGACAAAAAAGAUUUGCAAUUUGCAGUACAAAAUCAGGUUGACAUGGUAUUUGCAUCAUUCAUUCGAAAACAUAGAGAUGUCUUAGAAGUAAGAGAAGCAUUAGGACCAAAUGGAAAAGACAUAAAAAUUAUCGCAAAAAUUGAAAACCACGAAGGAAUUAUGAAUAUAGACCGUAUUUUAUGUUACGCAGAUGGCAUUAUGGUUGCUCGGGGUGAUAUGGGGAUGGAAAUCGCAUUGGAGAAAGUCUUCCUUGCACAGAAAAUGAUCAUUGCAAAGUGUAACAGGGCGGGAAAACCAGUUAUAUGUGCAACACAGAUGUUAGAAUCAAUGAUACAAAAUCCAAGGCCUACACGAGCUGAAAUAACCGAUGUUGGUAAUGCAGUGGUGGAUGGAGCUGAUUGCGUUAUGUUGUCUGGUGAAACUGCAAGUGGUGCAUAUCCUAUUGAAUCGUGUGCAAUGAUGCAUAAGAUCUGUCGUGAAGCGGCGUCGGCUGUAUACCAUCGUAUUUUAUACGAUGAGUUAAAAAAUACGAAGAGUUUUACAGAGACAGCUGAGACAACUAGUAUUGCAGCAGUAAGCGCUUCAUUCAAAGUCAAUGCUGCCGCAAUUAUUGUACUCACAACAAGUGGAAAGACUGCUGCAAUGCUCGCGCAUUAUCAUCCACGUUGUCCUGUGCUUAUGAUAACUCGCAGUGGACACGUAGCUCGCUGCGGACAUUUAUACCAAGGUAUCUUUCCGCUGGAAUAUCCAUUCGCACGAAAGAACACAUGGUCAGAAGAUAUGGACGCACGGUUAGAGUUUGGCAUAGAGAAAGGAAGAGAUAUGGGUUUCAUCAAGAAAGGCUCGUUUAUUAUUUUCGUGUCUGGAUGGCAACCUGGUGUAGGCACAACUAAUACUGUUCGCGUGCUUCAGGUACAAGAGGAUAAAAUCGAAGGACUCGGUAACCCAGAUAUAACCUUUCCACGAGUGUAAAACAUUUUAGAAGUAGUUGAUGCUCUGUUUUUCAAUAUCUGCGCAAGCAUAGCGAUGUUGCAGCUGGUAUAGUAGUGUUUUUGUUCCUGUUCAGUUUCUUACAAAACAUUGGAUUAGAAAUAUUGUUUGAUUUACUUAAUUAUACCUGCAUAUGUUAACCUGUAAAAUAUAACCUGCAUAGGUUAACCUGUAAGACACAAUGUCCUAAUAUUUAUUAAGUUAUAAAGUAAGAUUUUUAGCUGUUUAUUUUUGUUGUCUCGUUAGCUACUAAUAAUGAUAGUCAGGGUGGUGUGAACCCUCCUCCCUAGGUAUUUAAAUUAUCUUUUAAUAGCAUCUGUUGAAAAGGUUUUUAUUCGCUGGCAACUCCUCUUUUUGACAAUAUGCGACAACUAAAUAUUAUAUUCAUCUAUCGAGUUAAUUUGUGUUUGAUGCGAAGCUAUAUUGUUAGUGUAUUGUUUUCGUGCGUAUGUUUACACAAACUCAUUAUUUGGAAGUUCUAUCAAAAAAGCGUGAAGGUAGGAUGUUUUUCACUAUUAUAUUUAAAACUUCAAAGAUUUAUUAUAUUAUGGAUAACAAUCGAUGCAUGUAUCUUUUUGUUGUUUCAAAGAAAAUUAAAACCGUAUUUGAGAA